GGGGGCGGCCGCGCCCGGCACCGGCCGUGCCGUUCCCGGCAUGCCUGGCGGCGCGCGGGGCGCGGCGGGAGCUGUAGUCACGGCGCGGGCGGCGGCGGCCCCGCCCCGAACCCGGAAGUGAGCGGGGAGGCGGAGGAGGUUCUAAGAUGGCGUCGCCUCCUCAGGGGGGCCCGAUGGCGAUCGCCAUGCGGCUGCGGAACCAGCUCCAGGCCGUCUACAAGAUGGACCCCCUCCGGAACGAGGAGGAGGUGAAGGUGAAGAUGAAAGAGCUGAAUGAGCACAUCGUGUGCUGCCUGUGCGCCGGGUACUUCAUCGACGCCACCACCAUCACCGAGUGCCUGCACACGUUCUGCAAGAGCUGCAUCGUCAAGUACCUGCAGACCAGCAAGUACUGCCCCAUGUGCAACACCAAGAUCCACGAGACGCAGCCGCUGCUCAACCUUAAGCUGGACCGUGUCAUGCAGGACAUCGUCUACAAACUGGUGCCCGGCCUGCAGGAGAGUGAAGAGAAGAGGAUCCGGGAGUUCUACCAGUCCCGUGGGCUCGACCGGGUGACGCAGCCCAGCAGUGAGGACACGGUUGGGGGCGACCCCAUGGGGCUCCCCUACAGCACCUUCGAUCACUCCCGCGCCCACUACUUCCGCUACGACGAGCACGUCUCGCUCUGCCUGGAGAAGCAGAGCUCCAGCAAGGACAAGAGCAAGGCCGUGCUGCAGCAGAAGUACGUGAGGUGCUCCGUGCGGGCGCAGAUCCGGCACCUGCGGAGGGUCCUGUGCCACCGCCUGGGGCUGCCGCUGCAGCACGUGCAGAUCCUGUUCAACAACGAGGCCCUCCCCGACCACAUGACGAUGAAGCAGCUCUGGCUCUCGCGCUGGUUCGGCAAGGUGGGCGUCCCACGGUGGGACCGGUGCCCGCUGCCCGUGCCGCUGUGGCCCCCACCACAGGGGGUUUGCCCCCAGGGGACCCAGCACAGCUUUGGGUGGAGGCGGGGGAGCCCCGUCCCGGGCUGGGGGGCCCAGAGGGAUCGGGCAGCCGGCGGGGAGCCUCCCCGGGUGGCAGCUCGGUGCAGCGCUGUGCCGAGAACGCGGCAGCGGAGCAGGGGAGCAGUGAAUCAAGGAUGAUUAAUGUCGCUCACUGGAGCGGCGACCUGGGGCGCCCACGGCCGUGCUACAGCCGGCCGGCCCGCGGUUCCCGCACGGGUCAGGGGGGUGACGGGUCCCAGAAGGGGUUGGACAAGUUCACGGCGCAGCCCCGGGGUCUCCAGGCUGCCUGGGGCCGGCCCUGCGGGGAGGGGUCGCUCCUGCCCACCCGAGGGGUCCUGGACUGGGGUAUGGGGUGUCUGCCCCGGGCUGGGGGUACCGGCGGCCCUGACCUCCCUCCUUGCCUUGCAGCCCCCGCCCCUCCUGCUGCACUACAGCAUCAAGGACAAGAGGAGGUAGGGGCUGGGGGUGGGCGCUGCCCCCCCGGAGCACAGCCCUGCCCCCGUGCCCCCCACCCUGCUCCCUCUAACUUAAUACCCCUCCUGCUCGAGUUUAUUUUUUGAAUAAAACUGUGGAAAAUC
This is a messenger RNA of Grus americana (Whooping crane), 1561 nucleotides long. It is a transcript of the gene PCGF1, whose product is annotated as polycomb group ring finger 1. The transcript has 8 exons. NCBI's taxonomy places the organism in Eukaryota, Metazoa, Chordata, Aves, Gruiformes, Gruidae. The record is from RefSeq and is a predicted model, not a curated record. The coding region runs from base 147 to 1121 and encodes 324 amino acids. Gene Ontology annotation, biological process: negative regulation of transcription by RNA polymerase II. Gene Ontology annotation, cellular component: PRC1 complex. Gene Ontology annotation, molecular function: promoter-specific chromatin binding.